GACACAUUUAUUGCAGUAGUGAAGUGGUUGGUUCGGGGAGGAAUAUUCUUUUGAUUUUGAUGAAACAUUUUGGCCAUUUGUUUAGCUUAAAACCUGAUCUGGCAUGCCUAAACGUGGGGCUGAAGUCGGAGAUGGAAACGAGGAUUCAAGUGGCCAUGGUGUGUACCAUUUCAUUGGAGGUUUGAUUCGAGAAGGAAAAGAUGCAAAAUUUGUGGAUAAGAAGGGGCGCUAUGUCCUAAACUGGUCCAGGACCUUGGAGCGCUAUGCCAUCUACAAAUCCAAGAAAACUCCUCAUUUUAAGAGCAAGAACAUCAACAGAAGGAAGGCCAGCAAUGGUCUGAGGGCAGCCUUGCUCAACAUUUACAAAAAAGAUGGGGCAAAAGAGUACAAAGAAAGCAAAAAGGUCAAUGACAAGGAUGAGGUGAUAGAGAGACAGUUUCAGAUGCCACCUAAAGUGUUUCAGUCACUGUUUGGAUCUAAAGUGGAACUUUCAGACGAUAGUGAUCAUGAAACAAGCAGCACAUCUUCAGAGGUUGAUGAAAAACCACAAGCAACUCCUAAUACUCCUUAUGGAAGUGACACAGGAUUUGAAGAAGAAGCCAUGGAUGUUUCUGAGGAUUUGCUGAACAUGAGUGCAGAGCUAAACAUUUCAAAUGUUCUUGGUGACACUGGAAUUGGUGCUGCAGCACUUCAGGACAACAUCAAAACAGAAGUUCAGGUUGAUCAACCAGACAUUGCCACCCCUUGUCAGAUCUUUAACAUUUCGGCAGAAGAGUUAGAUUCAGCAUUGGAGGAAAUCUGUUCCACCUCAGAUAAUGAUGAAGACCAACCUGGAGAGGUGAAAGAUAUCAGCCCCUCUACAGGCUCUGUCAAGGGUGGAUUUCAGUUCCAUAUAAUGUUGACAGAUGAGCUGCCAGAAAGUGACACAACUGGCGUUGCACACUUUGAUGGAGUGGGUGCUGUCUUAUUAGAGAAGACCAACCCCUAUGUCUUCUCUGGGUUUAUUCCAGCUGCCCAAGAGCCUGGCCCUGUGCGAGUAACAGUUUACACUGAGGCUGGUCGGAAGCUGGGAAUCACUUGGUUCAUGUAUGUGGAUGAGAUGCGUGAAGCUUUAAAACAGCUAAUUAAGGACCCAGCACAACUAUCGCUGUUCUUAACCAUGUGGUCCCAGGAACAUGGAAUCAUUGGAAGUAAUGGUGAUGUUGCACAGACCUUGGGUCUGUUUGGUUUACGUGACCAAGGUUCCUUGACUGAAGCUAAACAGCUGCAAUCUCUUAAAGUCCUUCAACUACUUGUAUACACAGCUGCUCAAGAGGAUGCUCAACAGUUUCUACAAAUGUUCUUUAGUACCUCUGCUGGAAAAAUUGUCUUUAACAGUUACAAGGAUAGAACUCCUUUGCCAGAGGAUGUUGCAAGGGCCAGCGCCCAUGAGGAGUUGGCAGAAUACUUAGAAGAUGUAAACAAAAGAUUUUCUAAAGAAAGUGACAGUAAUAGUGUCACUUUGCAUACAAUUGACUGGUUAGAAUUACUCCAAGCAGUUGACAAUACUCAGAAACAGACUGUUCCUAAUGACGAACAAGAAUCAUCAAGAAUGCAACUCAAAGGUGAUGAUAACCAAAGUGACUACUUUGCUGAUGCUGAAACUUCUUCUUGUGGUUCCCUUGAAUUUAAUGGUGACUGGUCUGAUUUUGACGAGGGGAAAGGGGCUUGCCCAAAAGAGGAAGACUGUGAGAAAGCAGCAAUUGAAAUUGGCAAUGAUGAUUGUACAUCAUUGCGUCAUCAUCUCCUUCUCCAAAAGGAACCUCUCAGGAUUCCCAAAGAAAAUGCAGCCACCAAGGAAUACUUUAAGGUUGAAACUCAGUUGGGUAAUGGUCAGAACAAGAAUGAGAAUCCUAGCAUCUGUGAGGAGUUCUCUGUGGUGAACAGAGCUUGCAGAAAGUUGCCUCUACUGCAUAGCUUCUUUCAAUGGCUGUCCAGAAGAGAAGGUACUUUAUCUGCAAAGCAACAGGAGAAUUGUUCCCAUCAAGCUGAAGAAAUGGGAUCAGUGAGCCAGAAGAAGGGAACUAACAAGAAAGAUGGCAAUGAUCAUGGGCCAAAAUGUGCAACAGAAUCCUCACGUCAGGAGAAAACGACCAAGUCAAAAAAACAACGACAACGCGGCCAUUGGAGGUUUGAGACAGCUACUCGUAUGAGAUACAUUCUGUUAUCUGCUGCUUUGGUGACAGUAUUAGCAGGACUCAAGCUUGGAGAAAGCCAAAUUCUUCACUGGGCUGUUGGUAAUGGAUACACUCAGUUUUCCAAACUUCUACUGAAGUAUGGGCCUAAUGUAGAUGCUCCUAAUUUCCGCAUGGAAAGUCCUCUUCAUGUAGCUGCAAAAUUUGGUUUCGUUGAUCUCGCCGAUGUUUUGACCAAACUAGGAAGUAACGUCAACGCCAAGACUUACCAACAACAGACACCUCUCCACUUGGCUGUAUGGAAUGGUCACCAACAAAUUGCAGCAAUGCUAUUACAACGUGGAGGCGAUGCCCAAAGUGGAGAUGUGUUUGGACGUACUCCAGUUCAUCUGGCCGUGGUACAAAGACGAGAACGAAUGCUUGAAAUGUUAAUCCAACAUGGUAGUGCUUUGAAGGCUAGAGACAAUUUUGGACGGACUCCCCUUCAUUUAGCUUCUGUUAAAGGAAAUGAGCGAUUGGUGAAACUCUUAAUCCGACAUGGGUGCGAAAUAAGUGCUCGAGAUAACUCACAGAAAACUGCGCUUCAUUUGGCUGCAGAGAGUGGACAGGAUACUAUUGUACACUCCUUGAUAAUGCGUGGAGCUGAUAUCCAGGCUACAGAGCUCUUUGGACAGACGCCUCUCCAUUUGGCUGCACAGACUGGGCGCACAAACGUUGUAAAAUUACUUCUAAAACAUGGAAGCAUUAUUGGCGCAGUAAAUGUGUUUAAGCAGACACCUCUUCACUUAGCUGCAGAGAGUGGAGAAAACGGAUACAAAGACAUUUUAAAGGAGUUGAUACAACAUGGCAGUUAUGUCAAUGCUGUGAAUAUAUUUGGACAAACUGCUCUUCAUUUGGCUGCUCGAAAAGGACAUAAAAACAUUGUAGAGGUCCUUGUUCAACAUAAAAGCAACGUAUUGGCUUUAGAUGACGCACGCGACACUGCUUUGGAUAUCGCUGGUGAAAGUGGCCAUCAAGAGAUUGUGGAAUUGCUCACAGAACAUCCACACAUUGUAACUCUUAGAAAGUACUUCGUUAGUACACGUCUGCUUGUGGCUGAAGCCGGAGGAGGAAAUGGAAGCCAGCAAAGUCUGGAAAUAUCUAACACUGUCUUGAAAUGUAUCCACUGUAACAGGAGUAACUUAAAGGCUGAGGAGGAAGUCGAUCAAAUUAUUCUUCAUCUCUCCCCAAGAUAUGAUAAAAGUCAUUCUUUGGGAUCUUUGACGCGAGUUCAACGUAAUGUUAAAAUGGAGGAUAUUCUUAAACUUACACCCCUAUAUUUGGCCGCCUGGAUGAGAAUUGGAGAACGUCCAUUCCAAGGGGUUGCAUUGAGGACUAGGAGCAAGAAGUUUGAUGAACAUGGUUUAAAAUCUGCAAAUAAUGAUAUCAAGGCCUUUAGUUUCUCGCCCUCUUUCCAGGCAGUAAUGCCGUUAGAUACUAUUUCAGGUUCCUAUAAAUGCAGUUGCGUUUGUGCACCUCGUAAGUACCAAAAAUAUUCUUGUUUGGAGUUGAUUUCGAGGCAGUUUUCCUUCGUCGCAUGGAAACAGAGAAGAGGUUUAACAACAGGGGAAUCUAAUCUCAGAAGGAUAUUAUCAAACAUCCUCAUCUGUCGGCAGAAACAAGUGCGCGCGAAAGAGAAGACACUUCAAAAAGUGCGCAACUGCUGCAAACCAGACAUAGGUGAAGAUGCUUGCAAAAUUUUAAGCAGAGGGCGAAGUUAUAUCGAACAAUGUUGUGGGCUCGAUGGCUCGCAACCAAACGGAACAUCCCUGAACAGUUUAUCGCGGACGUCACUCGGUACCCAAUACUUCAGCAAUUGGAAGAGGUUCAUACCUUCUGUGGGAACCUCUUCAGGACCUAACCUGGGUAUUAGCUGUGCAGUUAAUCACCAUAGUGAAGACAGUUGGUACUCAGAUGCUCAAGUCUUAAAAAAAUACUCGGCCCAAAAUGAAGAAAUACACCCAUGUAGAAACAUCGGAGAUAUACAACCAUACAGAAGAGCCUGCAAGGGAAACGGCUGUGAAGAAGUCGAAACGAGACAAAAUUAUUUUUCCGAGAGAAAGAAGAUAGUACAAAAAGUGCCCCACUACCGCAAACCACACGCAGAUGAAGAGGAUGACCACAUAUUGAAAAGUAGGCGAAGUUAUCUCGAACAUUUUGAACCAUGUAUCUUCAAUCUGAGCUUCCAUGACUUCCCCCAAGGCCACAUAUGCCGUGGUUGUUUUCUUCCGAGUAAUGCGAGUAGCAGGUUAAAAAGGACUGGGGAAGAGCGUGAUAAAAAGUGUUUCGCGAAUUUUAAUUGUCUGUGCUCGGAACAGUCAGAUAAUAAACCUCGGACGUUACUCAGUACUCAAGGCUAUAGAAAUUGGAAGAGGUUCAUUUCUGGUGUGGAAACCGCUUCCGAACUUAACUCGGGUUUAUUCUGUGCGGUCAAACACCAAAUGAAAGACAGUGGGUAUUCAGACGAAGAGGUCCUCAAAAAAUAUUCAGUCGAAAAUGAAGAAAUACAACCAUGUAGAAACAACGGAGACAUACAGUCAUACAGAAACAACAGAAAAAGAAGACAAGAGCGAGCUUGCAAGGGAAACGGCAGUAAACUGUGGACACUCUUUUUUACGCCCAAGAAAUCCUUUGAAGGACUACUAAGGAAGAUAAUGUUGCAAGGAGAGAAUUAUCAGACAACAAUGGCGAUUGGUAUUAUUGUCGGUACUAUAUAUGUUGUGUUGUGGUACAAAAUGUGUUGUAUUAAAGUGCUUGCAAAACGGAGAAGCCACAGGAUUUCCUUAAAACUCCCAGCAUCAGCCAAAUCAGCCAAAUCAUCAAAUAAAAAAUUUAACGCAUUUUUGGGGUGAAGGUUGACAUGCUCGUGAGACGAUUGAUUCAACAGAGCCGGUGGGAUUUACAAGCAGCUGGUGGAUUACAGCCCAAGGAAAACCCCUUUUUUUAUUUUUUACUAAAUCGCUGAUUGUUCUCAAGGCCUAAGGAAAGACAAGAAAUCUUGCACAAAAGAAAGACGACUGAAUGAAUCCUUUCAUAUUUUCUAGGUUGAAGCAUAUCGGUCAGAACGUCAAGUGAAUUAGGUAGAACUAGCACGAGGUUUCGAUAACCUCAAAGACGAAACAGUUGUACAUAUGAAUUUGUAAAAGAUAUGUUGAGCGAAUGGAAGAACAAGAGAAAGUAAUAUCUGGAAAAAAUUUUACUUCUAUUGAAAAAAAAAUAAGGGAACAAGAGAAAAAAAUUACUUGACCAAAAACGUUUGGCAAGUUUCUUCAACUGAGAACAUUUGUACAUAGAGACAUUUCAAAGAGUGGAAAACGUUUUUAAAUUAAUGGGGAAACGUAUAGUCAAUAAAAACAAUUAAAGAAAUGA
Stylophora pistillata is the source of this 5582-nucleotide messenger RNA. RefSeq lists its product as uncharacterized. NCBI's taxonomy places the organism in Eukaryota, Metazoa, Cnidaria, Anthozoa, Scleractinia, Pocilloporidae. Gene Ontology annotation, molecular function: protein binding. The record is from RefSeq and is a predicted model, not a curated record.